Blastomyces dermatitidis ER-3 is the source of this 2693-nucleotide messenger RNA. RefSeq names its product DnaJ domain-containing protein. The coding region runs from base 234 to 1061 and encodes 275 amino acids. The record is from RefSeq and is a predicted model, not a curated record. The transcript is spliced from 2 exons. Lineage: Eukaryota; Fungi; Ascomycota; Eurotiomycetes; Onygenales; Ajellomycetaceae.
AUAAUAGUAUCUGUUGGUUUGAUAUGAAUGUAAUCUUGCGGAAAGAAAUCCUUAAACUGCUGGUUUUUCAUUCUGCAUCGAAGCCGAAAGUCGAUGACGGAAUGUCACAUGACUGGCCAUUAGUUACAACCUUGGAAUUUGCGAUGAUCUGCUCCAACCCUCAAUAAGAGACAUUUCAGUCUUUUGCUCUAUUUUGCUUGAUGUUCUCAUAGGUAUGACGGGAAAUGUAAGGUAUGCCGCCGCGUCUUCACCGUCUGCCCUUUUUCUCCCCACGGGCUUUUCUACAUCCUCUUCCAAGGAUCUCUUGUGGGCGGCCAUUCUCCACCGAAGCCCACAGGCCUUCAUACUAUGAGAUCCUCAACGUGCCAGCCACAGCUACAACAGCAGAAAUCAAAAAACAGUUUUACGCCCUCUCCCUCGCCCACCACCCUGAUAGAAACCCGAAAGACCCUGCUGCACACGCCAAAUUCACGUCUAUAUCUUCGGCGUACCAUGUCUUGUCCCACGAAUUGAGACGAGCCCGGUAUGACCGAGAUCAUCACAUUCGCCAGCCGGUGCAAGCACCCAACACGGGCUCCCAUCAUCACCGCAAGGCCUCAUAUGUAGGCUCCCGACCACCAUCCGGGUUAAGAAAAGAACGUGGAACUUUCCACGGACCCCCGCCAAGCUUCUAUGCGCAUGGCGGCUAUGGCACCAGCCAACAUGCAUGCCAUAAACAUGCUUCCAACAUCGCUUCUGCUUCCACCGCGUCAGAGUCGGAAUCUUCAUUCAUUUACAACAACCCAGUCUUCCACUUCGAUGCUCAAUCGCACUUUCGCACGCAAUCACACGAAGAUGAAAGAAGACGUCUUCGUCGUCAUAGAGCUAUCGAGCGCGAGAAAUCGCGCAUGCGAGAACAGGGCGGCUUGACCACUGAGGACUCUGGAGAGAGUAAUUCUGGGAGGUUCUUUGUCAUCUUGACUAUCGUGGGCCUAGGUGCCCUGGCAGCAAGCUUAGGGCGAACUUUUGGUCCACAGCAACCAAUUCCUCCUGCCCGUGGCCGCUCGGUAGCAAAGCAUUAGGGGAACAAACAACUGUGACUUCAUUGGACUUUGUGCUUUAGCGUCAAGGGGUGUUUUUGACUAGUUCUGGGCAUUUUAUAUUGAUGCUCUCGUGCUUCAUACGCCUAUGAAUAACCUAACCAUUUUGUGUAUAUAUUCGCAUGUUAUUGAAGAGAGGUAACUUUAUUUCUUUCUCUCUCUCACUCUAUUUCGGGGAAGUGAAUUACAAUACCCGGACCUCCUUAACAAUACUAAUAACAGGUUCCCGUGAUGUCAUAGAUUGGAGCUGACAUUAUUACCCCGACUGAAGGACAAUGGUCUCGAUUUUACAUAUCAGCUCUCGUCUUGACUGUUCCUAGGGAGGGGCUUUACUGUUUACUCUCUAAUUGGAUCAACAAAUGCGGCAGCCCAUCAUCAUACCUAGAGAUACAUAACAUACUAUCUCCAGCUUUCGCAAUCCAAAUGGUCCAUGGUCGGCUAGGGUCUUUAGAAACCCGUUAAAAAGUCCAACAAACACCCAAUCAGCAAGAUCAUAUCCAGGGGAAGGAAUUCAAAGAUCUGAAUAAAAACCAGCCCAUCGUCAUCGAGGUUAAUAUUAGCCUCGUGAAAUGGGCGACAGGAGGAGGGAACAUGGGAUACUUGAACAGCCACAAUUUUUGAAACUAUGUAUGCCGGCACGGAAUCGUGAAGAUAUCAGUGGAUGAGGGACGCAUCCGCGGGGCAUUGGGAUAUUCCUGUCGCAUAAGUUGCUCCAAAUCAACUGUAUCGGUGCAACGAAAUAUUAUUCAGAUGAAGCGCAGGGGCCGAAUCAGACUCGAACCAUCAUCAGUUGCGGAAAAGUCAACUGAUGCUCCAAUGGGUAAAGGGGCCGGAUGCAUCGAACCUCUUGACCCCCAUCUUGUUAAAAGAAUACUUAUCUGCGCAAAUCGACAACUACAUGUAUGUACAUCCGGAAUCUUAGCUCAUAACGUCUCUCUCCGUUUGUUAUCAAACUCAGAAUCAUGCAUAGAUUAGCAGCCCGGGCUCUGAUAUAACUCUUUAUAAGAGCUUACACGAAUGCAAUCGCUUUUGUUGCUGUUUUGCUAUUUAGUAAAUCUAAUUCCCUGUUCACAUAUCUCAAAUAACAGGCUUUGGAUUGUACAAGCGCCUGUGUGCACCCUAGGGGAUCAAUGAAUUUGGCUAAUCAUCUGAGCUACCCAGAGGCUCCUCCAAGCAGGUAAUAGACAUAUAUCAUACCUUUCCCCCUUCUUCUCUCUCUGCUGAUGGAUCCAGGGGAUUCAUCUUCGCAGUCCACGCUUGAGAUAAAAACCGAAAAAGAAGAGAAGAAAAGAAAAGAAUGCCCCACACCUAAAAUGCUCCGUGUGCGGAAUGAAAUCCCCAGGCCGGCUAUUAUUAGAUGUGCAGUACAACACCCUAUCCACGCUAACGCCAUUUUAUAUUUUAUAUUUUACUAUGCAUAGGGCCUAUUCGUUGCGUGGCGUGGUUGCGGUAGUCAUUCUUUUCGUGUAGUUAAUGUAGGAUAGUUGAAGGUUGUAUUGAUAGAUCUAUCUACAAGAACAUAAUAUGUAGGCUACUGGGGCAAAAGAGCUCAGUCACCACCAGCGCUGCUGGUAGAAGGGCCGAUCAACCCCCGGGACCCCCAACACCCCCCUA